ACAUACAAGAUAUGUAUUAUUCUACAUCUAUUAGGCACGUAUUGAAAGGAAUCCAGCCGACGGUUGGCGGAACUGGGAACUGGGAACUGGGAACCGGGAACCGCUCCUUCUCCUUCUUCUGCAACGGGCCGCCGCCAUUGGAGUUGCAGACUGUCGAAACCCUAAAAUCCGCAAAUCCCAUCACAUUCUUUAGCUUCUCUUCAAUCGAUUAAUGGCCUCUGAAUUCGAAUUCGGGAUCCAGAGCUACGUUGUGGUGCAUAACAUAGCUAAAAGGCACAACAUUGGCACAUUGGCGCGAAGCGCCACCGCCUUCGGCGUAUCGGAGCUUAUCCUCGUCGGUCGUCGGGACUUCAACGCCUUCGGUAGCCAUGGCUCCACUUCCCACCUUCGAUUCCGCCAUUUCCACUCCCUCCUCGACGCCCAAAACUUCCUCAAGGAGAAGGAUUGCGAUAUCUGUGGCGUGGAGAUCACUGAAAACGCCGUGGCUGUGAAUCAGCAUCCUUUCAGGAAGAGCACCGCUUUUCUUCUCGGCAACGAGGGAACAGGGCUUUCUGCUAAAGAGUGUGCGAUCUGCGACUUCUUCAUUUACAUCCCACAGUAUGGUGUUGGCACUGCUUCUUUGAAUGUUACUGUUGCUGCUUCCAUUGUCCUACAUCAUUUUGGUGUUUGGGCAGGAUUUCCUGAGAGAUGUCGUGAUGGUAACAAGUUUAUUGUGGCCGAAAGACCGGUAAAACAGGUCAAACGGAAUUAUUGCGCUGAAACUGCUGAAUCUAUUAUUGAAGAGCGGAAGUCCAGGAGGGAGAAUGCUUCUAAAGGCUUCUUUGAUGAGGGAAUGAUUGAUGAUUCAACAUCCAACCUUCUUGAUACAUUGUUUAUUGACGAAUGAUUGGAUUUGGAGAUGGGAAUCGCUAUUCUAUUAUCACAUGCAUCCAGAACCAACCGGCAGUCUACACGAUCAUUGUAGCUUAAUUCCAUUGCUGAAGGCAUUCACUGCAGGAACCUGUUCUGGAGAGAAAAGAGAUCUCCUCCAUCUUUGUCUUUUUUUUUAAUCCUUCUCUUUCAUUUUCCUAGAAAGUUUGUGGAAUUAUAUUUAGUUGAUUAAUUAGCUUGAUGGUUGACUUGCCAAACAAAACAUGGCCACCACAUGGGUAGGGCUGAUUGAGGAAAUGUAGGGCUGAUAGUGCUCAUCUUUUUGUCAAAAAACACCAUGUACAUGUAACAUGAUAUGCAUAGGAAAUAUCAGUUUUUCUUUUUUCUAA
Momordica charantia (bitter melon) is the source of this 1259-nucleotide messenger RNA. RefSeq names its product tRNA/rRNA methyltransferase (SpoU) family protein. NCBI's taxonomy places the organism in Eukaryota, Viridiplantae, Streptophyta, Magnoliopsida, Cucurbitales, Cucurbitaceae. Gene Ontology annotation, molecular function: RNA binding; RNA methyltransferase activity. Gene Ontology annotation, biological process: RNA processing. The record is from RefSeq and is a predicted model, not a curated record.